This is a messenger RNA of Anopheles nili, 999 nucleotides long. RefSeq names its product plasmanylethanolamine desaturase (gene Kua). Gene Ontology annotation, molecular function: oxidoreductase activity. Lineage: Eukaryota; Metazoa; Arthropoda; Insecta; Diptera; Culicidae. The transcript has 6 exons. The record is from RefSeq and is a predicted model, not a curated record. Bases 1 to 999 code for a protein of 332 amino acids.
AUGGAUUUGAUAUCGCUGCCACCCUGCUCGAGACGCUCGGAAAUGGCGACGAUGGCGACUGAACAACCGAUGGCAUUGUCGCCCGCGUCCACCUCGGCGAUUAAGAUCUCGACGACAUUUUUAAAGACGCCCGUCAAGACGGAUCAGGAAAUUCUGCAAAAUUCCAUGCUCGAAGACGACCCAAAUUCCAACACAAUCCUUGCCAGCCCCGACCCAGCCCGGGAUGGCCCGGUAAGCCACGAAAAGCGACCACGAUGGGGCCCCCAGCACAAAGGCGCACAGGAGCUAGCCAAGCUGUAUAGUAACGGAAAACGAACUCAGGAAAUCGUAUGCGUGUACAUCUGCAUCUCGCUGAUGGUGCUAAAUCUCGGGCUUAUUCUGAGGCACUUCCGGUUGGAGCGAAUUAGCAACGUCGUGGUGGCGGCAAUCUUUGGUAUCCUUACGGCAGACUUCGGCUCGGGGCUUGUGCAUUGGGGUGCUGAUACGUGGGGUUCAGUCGAGCUGCCUAUCAUCGGCAAGAAUUUCCUCCGACCAUUCCGGGAGCACCAUAUCGAUCCGACUUCCAUCACCCGGCACGACUUCAUCGAAACAAACGGGGACAACUUCAUGGUGGCAUUGCCCAUUCUCGGCAAGUUAGCGUGGAACUUUUUUACCCAAACCAACGCAGAAAUACAGCAGGAUUAUGCCAUUAGUGCGUAUCUCUUUUUGUGUUCGAUUUUCAUCGCGAUGACGAACCAGAUUCACAAGUGGUCUCACACGUACUGGGGCCUGCCGAAGUGGGUGCUGUUUCUGCAAAAUCAUCACAUCAUAUUGCCACGGCGUCACCAUCGCAUUCACCACGUCGCUCCUCACGAAACGUACUUCUGCAUAACGACGGGAUGGCUCAAUUGGCCGCUAGAGAAGAUCAAGUUCUGGUCAACACUGGAGGCAAUCAUCGAGCUUUCGACGGGACACAAGCCCCGAGCGGACGAUCUGAAAUGGGCCCAAAAACGAACAUGA